Impatiens glandulifera is the source of this 593-nucleotide messenger RNA. Its product is annotated as 60S acidic ribosomal protein P2B-like. The transcript has 4 exons. Bases 59 to 394 code for a protein of 111 amino acids. Lineage: Eukaryota; Viridiplantae; Streptophyta; Magnoliopsida; Ericales; Balsaminaceae. Gene Ontology annotation, molecular function: structural constituent of ribosome. The record is from RefSeq and is a predicted model, not a curated record. Gene Ontology annotation, cellular component: cytosolic large ribosomal subunit; ribosome. Gene Ontology annotation, biological process: cytoplasmic translational elongation.
UCAUUCUCUCAUUUUUCAUUUCCUCUCAUCAAGAUCCAUCCAUCUUCAGCAUUGCAGAAUGAAGAUCGUCGCCGCCUGUUUGCUCGCCGUCUUAGGAGGAAAAACUAGUCCAACCGCAGACGAUAUCAAGGAAAUACUCGCUUCAGUUGGAGCAAAUGCUGAUGAAAACAUGAUUGAGUUGCUGAUAUCUCAAAUCAAAGGGAAAGAUAUCACUGAACUAGUUGCAGUUGGUAGGGAGAAGUUAGCGUGUGCUGGAGUUGGUAUGGGACUUGUUUCAAGCCCUCCUUCUAUCUACUAUCCGCCUGAGUUUACAGCUGAUGAUAAGAAAGAGCCGGCGGUUGUGGAGGAGAAAGAAGAGUCGGAUGAUGAUUUCAUGAUCAGUCUCUUUGAUUAGAUCGUUUGCAGGGAAGAUUGUUGGAUCUAUCAGCUUUUGAUUAAACCCUAGCUUAUCAUUAUCAUCAUCAUCGUAAUCGUAAGUUUAAUUAGUAUGUAAUGAACAUGUUUAUGUUGAUUCUUGGAUGCGUUUAAUGACUUUGGAUCUUGAAAUUACCUUUUUAAGUAAUGAUGAAUGAUGAUGAACUUUAUUAUUAUCA